AGCUACUUCACCCGCAGUUGCUCAUCCUCCCUUUUCCUUUCCUUCUUCCUUACUCACCUUUUCUGCAUUUCCUAUACCUCAACUCUCUUUCUUCAUCUCCCCCCUCUGUCAACUGUAUAAUCAUGGCUGCAUCAUCUCAGUUCUCUAUCAAAUCCAUUGUUCGUCCUAAUAUCUUGGCCCUAAAGCCAUAUCGUUGUGCUCGAGAUGACUAUUCCAUGGGUGUACUUCUCGAUGCCAACGAAAAUGCUUAUGGCCCCGCGUUGAACCCUCUUUCAGAUGCAGCAGUUACCAGUUCUGGACUUGAUAUCAAUCGUUAUCCUGACCCACACCAGCAUGAUCUUAAGAAUUUGAUCGCCAAAUUCAGGAAUAUCCCCAAUGCCACUCCCGAGAACUUCUUUUUGGGUGUUGGUAGCGAUGAAGUGAUUGAUAUGGUCUUCCGGGUCUUUUGUGUCCCUGGCAAAGAUGCAGUCCUAAUCACUCCUCCGACCUAUGGCAUGUACUCUGUCUGUGCGCAGAUCAACGAUGUGGAGGUUCACAAGGCCACUCUAACCCUUGAUGGGCGGUUUCAAUUGAACGUUGAGGAGAUCGAAAAACAGGUCGAGGCUCACCCUAAUAUCAAGGCUAUUUUCUUGUGCAGCCCAGGAAACCCAACUGGAUCAGCAUUGACACACGAGAGUAUUCGUCGGGUCCUAACCUUGCCUAAUUAUAAGGGUGUCGUUGUUGUGGAUGAGGCAUAUGUGGAUUUCAUUGAUGCCAACAAAGAAGGCACCACAGCUACCUGGGUUAAUGAUUAUCCCAAUUUGAUUGUGAUGCAGACCAUGAGCAAGAGUUUUGGACUUGCAGGAGUUCGCCUGGGAGUUGCGAUCACUACACCCGAAAUAGCUCACUACAUGAAUGCUACAAAGGCACCCUACAACAUCGCUAGUACGACCUCACGAGUAGCUCAGGAAGCUCUUCAGCCUAAAGCAUUAGAAAUCCUUCGUCAGAACAUUGCAGUCAUGGUUCAGGAACGCACUCGACUGUUGGAGGCAUUCAAGUCUAUCUCAGGACUGGGUCGUGUUUUAGGUACCAACGAUGCCAACUUUGUGUUAGUAGAGGUGUUGGACAAGGAUGGCAAACCCUGUAAUGAGCGUGCCCACCAUAUCUAUACGGACAUGGCCAAAAACCAGGGACUGGUUGUUCGAUUCAGAGGCACAGAGAUUGGAUGUGAAGGAUGUUUGCGCAUCACUGUCGGUACACCUGAGGAGAAUGAUGUAGUCAUCAAGAGGUUGACGGAACAACUUUCUGCAUAGAAACAACACACCAAUGUGUUUAUUUCACG
This is a messenger RNA of Lobosporangium transversale, 1321 nucleotides long. Its product is annotated as histidinol-phosphate aminotransferase. Lineage: Eukaryota; Fungi; Mortierellomycota; Mortierellomycetes; Mortierellales; Mortierellaceae. The record is from RefSeq and is a predicted model, not a curated record. Bases 123 to 1292 code for a protein of 389 amino acids. Gene Ontology annotation, molecular function: pyridoxal phosphate binding; L-histidinol-phosphate:2-oxoglutarate transaminase activity. Gene Ontology annotation, biological process: L-histidine biosynthetic process. The transcript is spliced from 3 exons.